Striga hermonthica is the source of this 579-nucleotide messenger RNA. The record is from the annotation of a GenBank genome assembly. Lineage: Eukaryota; Viridiplantae; Streptophyta; Magnoliopsida; Lamiales; Orobanchaceae.
AUGUCGGCUUCCAACGUGUUGUUCGAGUACGUGUCAGGCAGGUCCCUUCACCACCGGAUCCAGAGAUCGGGCGGCCGCGGGCUGCCUGAAAUGGAGGUUCGGAAGCACGCGCGCUCCAUCCCCCGAGGCUUGGAUCACAUCCAUAAACUCGGGUUCGUGCAUUGUGACCUCAAGCCGGAAAAUAUUCUGCUUUGUGAGAAAGGACCGUUUGUGGCUAAAAUCGGAGAUUUCGGUCUGGCUAAAGAGGCGUUUUCGUCUCCCGAAACGAGGGGUACGCUCAUGUACAUGUCGCCCGAGGCCGUGUGCCGUAACACGCAAGAAGUCCCGAGCGACGUUUGUUCGGUUGCGUGCGUCGUGCUCGAGAUGCUGACCGGGAAGCCACCGUGGGAUGAGACGAGUGAGCAGGAGAUUGUGGCGGGGAUAGUCGCGCAACGCCUGCCGAAGAUUCCGAAGGAGACGAUAUCGGGCCACGCGAGGAAUUUUUUGGAGCAGUGUUUCGAGUGGAACACUUUCUUCAAAGGGAGUGUCGAGUCGGUUUUGUACCAUCCGUUUCUUGGUGGUUUGGGCGAAGAUGAUUGA